AUGGCGUUGUCAUCGGCGGCUCUGCCGAGGGGUCACAAUGCCCUCAGCCAGAUUAAGGCUGGAUGCAGACGGUUUGGCAGAAUAAGAGCUACGAAAAGAAAUAUUUCAAAGCUGGUUCUUCUUACAUCGAUUGUGGGUGUAAUGGUGUUUGGUAUUGUCAGCUUUGUGAAAUCACUGCCCAAGGGAAAACCUUACGCAUUCACAGAACUGGAGGCCAAGAAGAUAAAACUGGAAGAUACUUUGAAAAGAGACUUCAUGAAAAAAUUUCCCCUUUCCAAACGUGAUCUUUCUUCCAAAAAUGACGCGGUUUUUCAGGUGGGUUGUCGGGAACCAGAUACCUCGAAGGAAAGAGCAAACGCUGCGUUUGUGAUGUUGACCAGGAACGAAGAGCUGGAUGGUGUUAUCCACUCGAUGAACUCCAUGGAAAGACAUUUCAACCAAUGGUUCAAGUAUCCUUGGAUCUUUUUAAAUGAUGAAGAUUUCACCCCAAAAUUCAAGAAGACCGUUAAGCAACACACCAAGUCCAAAGUGCAAUUCGGCAAGAUUCCGAAAGCUGCGUGGAAUUUUGCUGCCACCGAGGACAAAGAGGUUGUUGACGAGAGUAUUGAGAACCAAGGCGAUCGUGGGAUCAUGUAUGGAAACAUGCCCAGUUAUCACAAGAUGUGCAGAUUCUAUUCAAGCUAUUUCUUCAAACAUCCAUUGGUUCAGAAACUGGAAUGGUAUUGGAGGGUGGAGCCAGAUGUGGAUUUCUAUUGUGAUUUGACCUAUGAUCCGUUUUUGGAGUUAGAGAAGAGCGGAAAGAAGUAUGGUUUCACUAUGGUUAUCAAGGAGCUGAUAGCCACUGUUCCUGGGCUUUUCAGGAAGACCUUGGAAUUUGUGAGGAACGAAGAUGUGGAAAUCCCCGAUUCCUUUAAACUGUUUGCGCAAGACUUCAAGUUCUACGCUGGCACCAAUGAGGUUCAUUAUAAAGGAGUUACAAAUAACGAGGAACUAUUUGAACGACUGCAACAACGGACUCCGAUGCUGCGUUUACUGAACAAGAUGAACCAGCAAGGCGAGAUCACUGAAGAAGAUAUUGACACAACCUCCAUAAACUCGCUUGUGGAUCACAGCAACAAAAGAGGACUACCGCGCUUGGGGAAGGACACUUUCAACGACCAACAGUACACUCUGUGUCAUUUCUGGAGUAAUUUCGAGAUUGCAAGGACUGACUUGUUCACUUCGCCUGAAUACCAGAAAUACUUUGAUUUUCUGGAGAAGUCCGGAGGGUUCUACAAAGAGAGAUGGGGAGAUGCCCCAAUUCAUUCGCUUGCAGUGGGUAUGUUUUUGAAACUUGAAGAGAUCCAUUACUUCAGAGACAUCGGCUACCAGCAUACUACCUUAGCCCAUUGUCCUUCCAACUCAAUCGUCAACCAACUGCCCUACAAGCCCGCCAAGGACUAUACCAAGAAACUGUCCAGUUCUGAAGAGAAAUACUGGGCCAACCCAGACAAGUCUCAGGAAAACGGCGUGGGAUGCAGGUGCAGUUGCCCUAAGAAGCAGGAAGAGAUAGAAGAUGCCGCUGGAUCAUGUUUUGACCUAUGGGUUGGGCUAAAUCACGACUUGAGGAAGCCCGAGACCAAGCUGGAUUUGGACCUCAUUGAGCAGAAAGCAUUGUCGUCAUAUGAGAUGUAUCUACAGAAGCAUAACUAUGACGGGAAAGACUGGAAGUUGACUCCCGAACAGGUGAAGGAGCUUGAGAAACUUGUGCUCUAG
Messenger RNA from Kuraishia capsulata CBS 1993, 1755 nucleotides. RefSeq lists its product as uncharacterized. The transcript has a single exon. Bases 1 to 1755 code for a protein of 584 amino acids. NCBI's taxonomy places the organism in Eukaryota, Fungi, Ascomycota, Pichiomycetes, Pichiales, Pichiaceae. Gene Ontology annotation, cellular component: membrane; Golgi apparatus. Gene Ontology annotation, biological process: cell wall mannoprotein biosynthetic process; protein N-linked glycosylation. Gene Ontology annotation, molecular function: alpha-1,2-mannosyltransferase activity. The record is from RefSeq and is a predicted model, not a curated record.